AUGUUGACGACGAUUCAAGCGACAACUUUUCAUCUCGCAUCCAGACAAAGCACUACGACGACUACAUUUUCGAGAAGAUUAUCAUCAAACAACAGAAAGAUAUCGUCAUCAAUGACGACCACGAAAGCGCAAAUGUCGCAAGACGAGCUGAAAAAACUCGUCGGGUAUAAAUCGGUGGACGAUCACGUCCUCUCAGGGAUGGUUGUUGGUUUAGGCACCGGAUCGACGGCGUAUUUUGCCGUCGAACGGUUGGGGCAAAAGUUGAAAUCCGGGGAGUUGAAAGAUAUCGUGGCUAUUCCAACCUCGGAACGAACGCGAGAGCAAGCGGAAAGCCUGGGCAUUCCUUUGUGCACGCUGAACGAGAAGAGUAAGUUGGACGUGGCGAUUGAUGGAGCGGAUGAAGUCGACCCGGACUUGGCGUUGGUGAAAGGCGGCGGUGGUGCGCUUUUGAGAGAGAAGAUGGUGGAAGUGAUGGCGAAGAAGUUCAUCGUCAUCGUCGACGAAUCCAAGUUGUGCAAAGGGUUAGGUCCGGGGUUUCCGUUGCCGGUGGAAAUUACCCCGUUUUGUCACGAGCACACGGCGAGGACAAUCGCGGAGUUGCCGAGUUUAGCUGGGUGUGAAGCAGUUAUUCGCAUGGGCUCGAGCUCGACGAACAAGCCGGACGGCGAUAACGUCGCCGUCACCGACAACGGGAACUACAUCGUCGAUUUACACUUUAAGGCGCCGAUUAAGGACGUGAACAAAGCCGCGAGCGAUUUGAAAAAUACCGUUGGUGUCGUCGAUCACGGUUUGUUCGUUGGGAUGAGUUACCAAGUCAUCGUGGCCGGUUCGGAUGGUAUUCGAGUGGCUGGCACGGAUGGCGAGAAAGCUUGGUGGUAA
Molecule: messenger RNA, 879 nt
Organism: Bathycoccus prasinos
Lineage: Eukaryota; Viridiplantae; Chlorophyta; Mamiellophyceae; Mamiellales; Bathycoccaceae
Exons: 1
Coding region: 1-879 (292 amino acids)
Biological process (GO): pentose-phosphate shunt, non-oxidative branch
Molecular function (GO): ribose-5-phosphate isomerase activity
Source: RefSeq, a predicted model, not a curated record